UAUUUCGGAAGUGCCAAAACAUACCUUUGUUGGCACUUGAUCUCUACUCCUUCGUUGGCUCUUGCCUAUUGAUUACAUAUCAUGACUAAAAAACCUAAGAGUGAUCGAUGAGGCACGAUCUUGAUUACAACCAAAUUCCCUUAUUUUCUGAUUUGUCUUCUAAGUUAUGAACGAACCAAGAGGAAUUUUUUUUAAGUCAAUGCAACUCGUAUAAAAAAAGGAAGGAUAAGAAAAAGUAUAGAAAAGGAACAAUCGAAUAUUUUACAUACAAAUAGUACUCAGUCUGUUAUCAUUUAACUUUUUUCUUCAAAAAAGCAUGUCAUAUAUUAAAACAAAAAACUCACAGGGUUAGCUAUACGGAUCAAAAUCGAUUGCACGUGUACCCCCUAUUUUGAAAGUGCCAAAACACACCUUCGUUGGCACCUAAUCUCUACUCCUUUGUUGGCAGCUGCCCAUUAAUUAUAUAUCAUGACUAAAAAUAAACUACGAGUGAUCGAUGAGACAUGAUCUUAAUUACAACCAAAUACCCUCCUUUUCUGGUUUGUCUUCUAAUUAAGUUAGGAACGAAUCAAGACGAAUACUCUAAGUCAAUGAAGCUCGUACAAAAAAAAAAAGGAAGGAUAAGAAAAUGUAGAAAAAAGCAAUAAUCGAUUGUUUACAUGCAGAGAGUACUUAGUCGGUUAUCCUUUAACUUUUUUCUUCAAAAAAGCGUGUCAUCUAUUAAAACAAAAAACUUACAACAUUAGCUAUACGAAUCAAAAAUCGAUCGCAUGUGUACCCCUAUUUCGGAAGUGCCAAAACACACCUUCGUUGGCACCCGAUCUCUACUCUCGCAAAAAGCAUUUUGUUUUAAAACUAAAAUCAUAUAGCAUUUGAUGUAUAUAUUUAUAAUAUUAUAUCAAAAUAGUUCGUAUAACAUCAGUACAUAAUCUAACUAACACGAGCUCAGAGUGGUCGAUGAAAUACGGUCUCAAUUGCAUUCAUAUUUGCUCCUUUUUCCGAUUUGUCUUCUAAGUUAGGAACAAAGUCGAACCAAUACUUUUAAGUCAAUGAAACUCGUACAAACAAAAAGGAAGGAUAAGAAAUUGUAUAAAAAAGCAAUAAUCGAUCGUUUACAGAGUACUUAGUCUUCUAUCAUUCGUUAUUUUUCUUUUUGCUGAAAAGGCGUGUCGUCUAUUUAAACAAAACUAAUAUAGCAUUUGCUAUACAUGUCCAAAAUCGAUCGUUCAUUAACGUAGAGGUCAAAAUCGAUCGUACAUGUAGCAUCAGUACAUAACCUCACUUAACUCGAACCAAUAAUAAGAGCCAGCGAUCGGAAAAAAAAAAUACAACCCAUCUUGCAAACAACACACUUUCUCUCGUGAAAUUCUAUCUCAUAACUACGAACCAUGAAACUAAACCUCUACUGCGUCAACUCAUUCCACGCAUCUUCAGUACCGUCUAACUCAAUCCACGCAAAACAACACCAAAGUGCGAACACAAUCUAGUCUUCAAUACACCCCCAUAGAUUACAUACCAUCACUUGAGAAGAAAGAAGAAAAGGAAAAAAAAAAAUCCAAUUUGCUAGUAAGUAAUUAAUCCACCUUCCAUAUAUAUAAUCUAUCGCACCGCGUCGAGAGGCCAUACGGAUGGUAACACUAAUCCGGAUAUUCAUUCACACGUACAAAAAUAAGAAGAAGAAGAAAAAACAAAACCGAACAUUCCAUUUUUCUUAAACAAUGAAUUUGGCAGCCUAAUCAUGAGGUGACGUGGAUUAAAAUAUUCUAUUGCUUGCCAAAAAUUGCCCCCCGGAAUCCCAUUAUAAAUUGCAUGGCCCUGCUGUCUGGUCUGUGCACCUAUUCUUCAUUUCUUAAUCGUCUGUUCUGUUUCCCAGAAAGAAGAGAUGAAGAACGCAGGCGGCAGCAGCAAGCUAGCGGCUUGACCGUACCAACCAAUCAUAGAAAAGGUUUACAUCUUUCUUUCACGACUUUUCAUUAUGAAAUUGUUUUCUUUUUAAUAGUUGGUUUGAUUUAAUUUUUCUGACUGCAAUUUUGAUUCAUGCAUGCACGCAGAGCUGUUAUUUAUUUAUUUUGCGAGUACUAUUCAAUCCGGCGGUGCCGCCUCUCCGGCCGGCCCCUGGUUUUUUUUCUGGGGGCUUUUCUGUUGUGUUGUCAUAUCAUCAUAAUUAAUAACAUAAUUAAUUAAUGAUAAAAAUAAUGAAUUAAUAAUUGGACAGUAAGAAUUUAACAGCAAUUUCAUUCAGAAAACAAAAUUGUUGAUGACUUCGAUUAGUCAAAAAUACAUCUCUAACGUACCAAACUCCCACAAAAUCAUUCGGAGAGCAAGGUACAAUGCAGUUUACCUUGUGUAUACACGUAUGUACAUGAAGACAUGGUGUAGUAAAAGGGUAAAUAAAACCCAUAAUCCGAGAAAUAAAAAGACUUAACUCGAAAUGCUUCUGAAAAAAUGGUCCGUUGAUGUUACGGCCCACCAUAAUCCAAUUAUAUGAUGGUGGUUUAUGCCAAAAUGUGAACCGUAAUGAUCCGGUCUAUUCUCAUAAUUUGAGGAGUUUUGAAAAUAUACGUUGUUGUCUGAUAAGGGCCGUCUAUUUUUUUUGGUAGGAAUCGCUUUCCCUUCCCUUCAUAUUUCAUAUUUUAAAACCAAAAUACUAGGUUGAUUGAUUUAUGCAUCAUUGCCCAUCUAGCCGCUAUAAUUGAGAAAGAUUAACUUUGAAUAUGUUGGUUGGUUGUAUUAUAAUAGUUAGCAUAGCAUAUCGUCACACUAAUUAACUUGACUAUUAUUUGUACUUUAGGAGUGCACAUCAAUUUGGUACAUACUAGACCAAACCGAUCCAAAUCAACAUUUAGAUCGAAAUAUGAAUGAUUUUUCAAUUUAAAUCUCACAUACCUCUUCACGAUUAAAAAAAAAAGAAGCAAAACGACACUUAUAAUUUGAUUAUGAUUAUGUUUUUCAAAUUUCUUUCAUUCUCACUCAAAUUCUAUCUCGAUUUAAUCCGACGCCGUAUGGUUUGAAGCUGCUGCACACCCAAGCAAAACAAAAAGAAAGAAAAAAUUCCUUGAACCUGUCCUUUCCUUUAAAUUUGCACGGGUGGAGUUACAACUUAAAAAAUAUAGUUUUAUAAUCGAGAUACAACGAACUUAAAAUAUUUGCCUUCACAAUUUUAUGAUUUUCUGGAUAAGAUAUUUAUUAUAUAAUAUUACUUCCGCGUUUGUUGUAUCAUCCAGAAUCUUUCUUUCACAUUUGGAAAUUUUAUCCAUUUUUCCUACAAAUCUAUAUUUCAUUUUUAAAAAAACCUUCUGAAAUGUUUCUCUAGUUUCUACUCUCCUCAUUUUCCAUUUUACAGCAGUGAUGAUAAAAGGAGAGAAUUAACAACUAAACAGUCAUUUUCCGCCGGUAAAGGGGUUUAUCUUUCUGGUUGGUCUCCCUGCUGCGGUCUCUUGCAAAUCUGUAAAUCGGAAGAGAAGGAAUCGGGUCCGUAAAAUCCAUUGUUCUCCAUUCACCUUGAGUAUCGCCAUCUUCCCUACUAGCUUACGGCUUACUCUCUAUCCGAAUCCAUAAUCAGAAUAAGAAAACAAAAUCAGCAGAAUCCGGUUGCCUACUGGUUGCUGGAGAAAGAAAUGGAGUGAUUCCGUACGCAAAAUCCCCUCUGGUCUGGGUUAGGGUUUAUCUUUUCCCUCGUAGAAUCGAAUUCCGUCAAAACCCAUCAGUAUCCCCAAUUAUUCACCGCCAGAGAGGGGGCAGAGUGAGGUUUCAGUUUUCACUGUGAACCCAUAAAGGGGAAAAACCCAGAAAAAAAGGUAAGUUUUUUCCCCCUCACCGGCCCUCUUCUUUCAUUUCACCUUCCUUCACUUGUACUGCUUAGCUGGGUCUGGUCUGGGUUUUGCCCUUUUGUCCACUGUUUUGGUUAGUUGAAGUUUCAAUUGUGUUGAUGGUGCCCGCUCUUAUAGAAUAAUAAUAUGUUUUUCAGAUAAGGUAAAAUUUCUUCUUUCCCCUUGUUGAGCUCCCUUCCGUUUCCAAUUGCCAAUUCCAUAGGGGGAGAUGAACUUCUUCAAUUACCCCAAGGCAGUAAUCUUCAGUUUCCUUCUUUUUGGCUGGGUUCCGAGUUUUUUUUCCUGUCUAUGUCUAUAUACAAUGCAUGUUUGUCUGCAACCUGCCAACAGCUGGCUCUCCUAAAUCUGCUCUCUGACUUGCCACUUCCUUCAAUUGGGGGUUUCACCUGCAAAUUUUCUGGACUGGGAAUUGAAUUUGUGAUGCAUGGAUUACUCUGUCUUCCCCUGUUAUUAAUUACACACCAUUGCUACAUCUCAAAGUUUUGGUUGUUUCCCCUUUUUGGGCAUUGGGUGCUUCUGCGUUGUUAGCUUUCCUGCUGCGGUAAUUUAGGGUAAAAUUCGCUGUCUUUGUAAGAAGAAGACUAGUAGCACCAGAAGCAAACAAAAAAAGAGGUGGGCACUGUACGCCAUGCUGUAUGAUUGCAAGUGGAAAACGAAACCUCCAUCAGGGAAAUGAAAGAGGGGGAAUGGUGAAUUUUUGGCGGUGGGCCUCUGCUGCUGUCAAAAAUGUUGUUAUCAACUAUCAGAGAAGGGGAUUUCUUUUUUGGGUUGCCUUUUGAAUUAUGGAUAUUUAUGAGAUGGGUUUGUAGGCUUCUGGGUUUUUCUUCCUUCCUUUGUUUGGUUGCUUCCUUUCCAUUGUCUCUUUCAAAUCUCUCACCAUCUCAUAGAACCCUAAAAUUACUAUUCUCCAUCAGAAUCACCGUUGCAUUUAAUUGUUGCAUAUUUUUUAUCCUCUUGAAUUUUUCUUCUUUUCUUUUCUUUUCUUUAUUCAUAUGCUUUGAACAAUCCAUUUAUUGCAUCUUUUGGUUUAAUGGUUUUCAGAUAUUUCUCAUGGUCUAACUUCAACUUUGCUGUUGCCUUUUGCAUUCCAUAAUAGGUCAGCAAUUCACAAGAGUCCAAUUUUUUGAAUUGUGGAGCAAAUCACCAUUGAAAUUCUUCACUGCCCUUGCCCCUUGCCUUCUUUGUGUGAUUUUUAUUGGAGCUUAUCUCCUGCUUCAGCUUCCCUUGGCCUUUUCUGGGUGGGAGAGAGAGAGAGAGAGAGUUUGUUACUAUCCUCUUCUUGCUUACUGCUGCAGCAGCCUGACAUACACCCUCUGUUCUGCGAUACAAUUGUUAUUCUGCCAUCACUCACUCCACUUUCUUGCUGGAUGCCCCAAAUUUAGGAAUUUUCCAGAUCCAACUACUGAGAAUUGUUCUAGAAAAUCAAGAACCGGGGCUGUGCUAGGGUGGGUAUCCAAACUGCACCGCUUCGUGAAAAAGAUUUAUCUUGGAAGGUUUUUGUUCUUGGAGGUUGUGAGAUUCCGGAAGAGAGCUAGAUGACUGUGGAUGAAGUUGGUAGCAGCUCCUCGUGGACUUUUGAGCAAGAUAAGGCAUUUGAGAAUGCUGUGGCAACUUAUGUAGAGGAUGAAGCAGAUCGAUUUGAGAAGAUUGCUGCAGAAGUCCCUGGGAAAACACUGGAAGAGGUUAAACAUCACUACGAGAUUCUGGUCGAGGAUGUUGAACAGAUUGAAUCUGGUUGUGUGCCUUUACCCAACUAUAAUUCUUCCUCUGAGGGUUCGAGCCAGGCUGGUGAUGAAGGAACUGGGAAGAAAGGUGGCCAUGGAGGGCAUAACAACAGUGAGUCCAGUCAAGGGAACAAGGGUUCAAGGUCAGAUCAGGAACGCCGUAAGGGAAUUGCUUGGACAGAAGAUGAGCAUAGGUUAUUCCUUCUCGGGUUGGAAAAAUAUGGGAAAGGAGACUGGAGAAGCAUAUCCCGGAACUUCGUGGUAACAAGGACGCCUACCCAAGUGGCCAGCCAUGCUCAGAAGUACUUCAUCCGGCUAAACUCGAUAAAUAAGGACAGAAGGCGUUCGAGCAUUCAUGACAUCACGAGCGUGAACAAUGGCGAGAUCGCAGCAGCCCAAGGACCGAUAACCGGGCAAGCAAAUGGCACUCCUGCUGGUGGCAGCGGCGGAGUAGGGCCUUCCGGGAAAGCCGGUAAACAACCAUCUCAGCAUCACCCUGGUGGGGGGCCUCCAGGAGUAGGGAUCUAUGGUCCUCCAACAAUAGGACAGCCCAUCGGAGGGCCAUUGGUAUCGGCAGUUGGGACACCAGUGAAUUUACCUGCGCCAGCACACAUGGCAUAUGGAGUUAGAGCGCCGGUGCCUGGGACGGUGGUCCCUGGGGCACCGAUGAACAUGGGUGGGAUGGCUUAUCCGAUGCCGCCGACGAGUGCUCAUAGGUGAUGUACAAUACAAACACAGAGCGAGGAUGUUAGCACAGAUGAGUUUAUUAUGGUUUUCGUUAAGUUAGAUGGAGGGGAAGUUGUCCAUUGUAGGGGUUGAAUAAGACCUCUUAUCUUAU
Linum trigynum is the source of this 6392-nucleotide messenger RNA. The record is from the annotation of a GenBank genome assembly. NCBI's taxonomy places the organism in Eukaryota, Viridiplantae, Streptophyta, Magnoliopsida, Malpighiales, Linaceae.